GUCUUGAACGCGUUGGAUAAAGUUGAAAAAUUAUAUAAAAAUGAAGCUCUUAAUAGUUUUGGCAUUAUUUGCUGCCAUUGCAUACGCCCUUCCUGUUGAGGAGAUUGGGCAGAAUCAAGAAAUUGUGGACGAGCCAGUAGCUCUUGUAGAUUUAGAGGCUGAAAGCUCAGAUGAUGAUGAAAGUGAUGUUGCACGUCCAAAACGUCAAUUUGGUGGAUUUGGAUAUCCAGGUGGAUAUGGUGGAUAUGGAGGAGGUUUUGGAGGAGGCUAUGGUGGAUAUCCAGGAGGUUACGGAGGAUAUGGAGGAUAUGGAGGUUAUGGUGGAUAUGGAGGGGGACAUCAUCAUCAUCACGGGCAUCAUCACGGAGGAUAUUAUGGAAAAUAAACUUUAAGAUUUUUGAUUAUUUAAAAACAAUUCUCACAGAUCCUUUCUCCAUUGAAUCUUCCAUUUGCUUAAUAAAAACUUGAUCUUUUAACUUUAUAAGAA
Messenger RNA from Chironomus riparius, 487 nucleotides. Lineage: Eukaryota; Metazoa; Arthropoda; Insecta; Diptera; Chironomidae. The record is from the annotation of a GenBank genome assembly.